Molecule: messenger RNA, 4275 nt
Organism: Plectropomus leopardus (leopard coralgrouper)
Lineage: Eukaryota; Metazoa; Chordata; Actinopteri; Perciformes; Serranidae
Gene: brat1
Product: BRCA1 associated ATM activator 1
Biological process (GO): DNA damage response; cell population proliferation; positive regulation of protein phosphorylation
Cellular component (GO): nucleus
Source: RefSeq, a predicted model, not a curated record
AGAUGGACGUUUAGCAGAACUACACGGAAAAACUAGAUGUUGUUAUUUUAGCUAGCUGUUCCCUUUCAAUUAAUACUACAUAACAUAGCUUCUAGCUGUGCUUACAUAUGUGUGAGUCGGCGUUAGCUUUAUAUACUUUAGUGUAACUGUUAGCUGUAAAGUCAUUAACAUCCUGAAUGCUCAUUAACAUUAACACACAUUAGUACCAUGGACAGAGAGUGUGUGUCGCUGCUGCCCGGUGUGUGUGAGGUGCUGGCGGACUCAGGAAGGUCUCUGCCCGAUGACACCAGCCUGGAGAAACUGCUGGACUGGUUCACAGAGCUCACAGAAGCUGGCGUAUCUCUGCUGGAGGUCUGCCCAUGUCUGCCUGAUUUCGUAUCCACUGUGGUUCAGAACACAGCAUCAGACCCCGGGGUCCUCUCCUUCACCCUCAGACUCACUGGCUUACUGGCUGCCAAUGAGGACGGCUUCAAAAAGCUUCAGGAACACUCUGUUCUGAAUCAGGUCUUUAACCUUCAGCACUGGAAAGAAGCACGACUUUGGGAUGAUCCCUGUUUACGGAUUGGCUGGAUCCAGGGAUUAAUGAGCAUGCUGCAGCACCCAAAGGCUCUUGUGUUUUUUGUACAAUCAGAUUUCAUUGAACCGCUCCUACAACUCCAGACAGAUACGAGUCUGUUCGUUGCUUCAGCUUCCAAUCAAACACUCGCCCACAUCCUGCUCUUCUUUCAGCCAGUCUCAACUGCAGGAUGUAACGGCGUAGAUAAGAAAAAAGAAGAUGACGGGAGGACACGUGCCUCCAUCACAGACUCAGAAAUCAGUGCAGAGUACACUGUUGUUUUCACAGCGAUCUCAGAGUACCUCAAGGAGUCGCUGGUUCCCAAAGAAAACACAAAUCUCCAUCAGAGUCUGCAGAUCCUCAAACUGCUGGCCCUGCUCCUGGCCCAGGCCGGGCCUCGUCUCCGGGACACGCUGCUCCAGACAGUUACAGACUCUCUGGAGGAGCUGGUGACAGCAGUCUGCAGUCAGGUCACGCUGCCUCUGAUGGACGUCAUCGUGGCUGCGCGCAGCAGCUCGGGCACUGAUGAACCAGAUCAACGCAUUGCCCGUCUUCUAUCAUCCAUGUUGAGCAUAAACAAAGCCACUGACCUCAUUAACUCUGCAGCUGCUUUUCUUCGCAGAGGUCAUCAUGACGUAGUCCACACUGCCCGAGCUGUGAGAAUACUACUGCUACCCCUCGACAUUAUAACUGGUCAGACUCUACUGGGCACAAACACCACUGCAGCAGAGGAGCAUCAGUUAAUGUUAGAGCAGCUGAAGAGUAGAACCUCCUGCAUCGCUACAAUCUGUGUCUGUCUGACAAACACACCACAGAUUACACUCAUGCCUUCUGACGUCCUCCCCUGUCCUCCAGUGUUAAUUGUCACUGCAGUUCUGUCAUUGUUAAGGAUCUGCAGUGGCCUCUCCUCCUCGUCCUCUGGUUGCAUCAAGGUUUGCAGGAAUGUAAUCGGCAGUGGUAAAGUUCAGAAAUGUGCCCUCGAGGCUCUGACGGCUCUCAGCAGCAGCCCAGGAGUGAAGGAGAAGAUCAGUGACGUGCUCACAGAGCUGAUACAGUACCUGGACAAUCCCGACUCUGACCCCACUGUGCUCCACAAGUCCUACCAGGCCGUAGUAAAGUGGAUGAGUGUGAGCACAGACCUCUAUUUUAUAACAGAGCAGCUCAGACAAGACCUGGUUGAAGUAGUGAAGAAGCGUGCGUGUGACAUGCGCUGGGAAGUGAGAGACUCGACGGUGGAGUUUCUGGGACACCUAGCAGAUGUGCGUGUUUCCCUUAAGUCAGCCAAGGAGGAGGUGUGUGACGCGUCUGAGGCUCUGCUGGGCGGCUGUUGUACCACUCCUCUCCUGAAGGAGGCGCUCCAGGAUACAGAGAGUUAUGUGAGAGCCACUGCGGUGUCUGCACUGGCUAAGACACAAAGACACAGCUGGGAGCGGGAGGCAGCACUCACUCAGGACGAGACUGAAAUUGUGGACCGACUACUUGAAAUCCUCUCCAAGGACACAGAGGGAUUCCCCAGGAGGGCUGUGGUGCAAUACUUCAACACCUGGUUCUCUUCACGCUCCUCACGCUCACCUCCAUCAUCGACCUCCUCUCUCCUGAUGCAGUCUGUGCGCUCCGUCCUCUCACAUGGCAGCAUCGAUCUGGACUGGGAGGUCAAAGUACACACGCUGGAGCUGGCCGAGCUGCUGCUGGACGAAGCCUUUUCAGGUCACCGGGGUUACAGGAAGGGCCCAGACACGCAUCGUGCCCCUCUGCACCCCUAUGGUGUAGUUUCUGAUCAGGCCUACACACUUCACACACACACUGGUGCACACACAGAAGGAAUGGAGUCGGAUUUGGCCGACGUGGUCGAGCAAGGAGUUCUCUCGGCAUUGUUGAGUGGUCUGGUUGACUGUGAUAGACCCGUGGCUCUGAAGGCCUGCCAGCUGCUGAUAACACUCAGAGACACAGUCUGCCCUCUGUCGCUAGGGUCACUGGAUGCAAAUGCUGCCACGGCAACAGUAUCCUGUGAGCUGCCUAGCUGUGGCUGGGGGCGGGAGAUCAGAAACAUAUUGCGGAUUAAGGAGAGUGAUCCGGCCAGAGAGACAGAUGUCAAAACACUGAGUGUGUGUGAGACGUUGAGGUCUCUUGGUUUAGACGAGAGGCUGGACGUCCUGACUCAAAGCAGCGACCACGUCCACAACUCCCCCCUCUCUCUGCUGCAGGACAUACUGACUGCGAGUGCUGCUCACACUCAUCCAGACACACAGCCGGGCCAAGAGGUCAUAGUGGACUGCUACUGACACGCUCACACACACACACACACAUCACACUCUGCCUUAUAUUGGGUCUUAACUCAGGGUACAUUUACCUCAGCGAUGUUAUGAUAUUUUGGUUUCCGUAGUAAAACAGGAUUUGUCCUGAUCUUACAAAUUAAUACAUAAAGACCUGAGAUAUCAGACUUAGCAAUAUCAAAAUUUCAGCAUUUUCACAUCCACAAAACUUGUGAUGAACAAUAUUUCACCUUUUAUUGUCUAUCAAUGAAUGAACUAACUGGUUUAAGAACUUCUUAAUAUUUAAUGUUACAGUUACAUUUAAUACCAUGCAGGAAGUUGUUGAUCUUUGUUGGCUUUUUUAUGAUGUAAUGUCUCUAUUGAUUUCUUAACUUCCAGCUGAGGUCAGUCACAACUUGCCAAUAACAGUUCCACUCGGGCCUAAAACUGAGAGCUGACCAGACCUGGACUCGUGUCUAGACAACCCAGCCCGCCUGAUGCUGCCGAAAUUUGACAGCCAAAUCUAGAUUUUUGCUUUAUUUUAUCCACUGGCCCAAGUUCCUUGUUUGAACCACAACCAUCUUCAAACUGGGCAUUAAUUGUGAUGACAACUAAAUACCUGUAAAGUCUCGCAACUGCAUCUUGCACAGUUGCAAAGUUAUCAGUGACAAAGUCUGUCCACAGACGCACAUAUAAACACCGGCAAAGUACUCAGUUCCCACUACAAAAGGUCACACGAAGACCAAAUUUUGCCACAAUGACACAGAGGUGUAGAAUUUGGGUGAGAUGCAGGGGACACAUCCCCCUCAGUAUUGAAAGUACAUGCAUUUGUCCACCCCAAUAAAAACAUGAAAGGACCAGAGGACUAUAAUUUCAACUAACUGCUAGAACGCACUCAUGGACACAACAAUACCUCCGGUAAAGUAGAUGGUGGCAGAAUGCAACCUCAACAGCAAUGGCUGCAAUUUGCCAUAACACAAAAGGAGAUGAAGCAACUACAUCAGGAAGUAUUGUGAUAUUUCCAUCAUAAAUUGAUGUAAAAAUGACACAAACCGAUGCCUAAAUUGAUGCAUUUGUGCAAAUUGGUGCAGAAAUGCAGGAAAUAAAGUGUUUGACCCUCAUUUUUAAACCAAUUUGUUCCCCCAAAUGUAAAAAAAAAAAAAAAACAUUACACCCUUGAUGACAGACACAGACUCACAAGGUAAAAACAGUACCAACCAACCCCACUCUUACAGCUGGUAAUUCAUUAUGAUGAACAGUAUUUUCAUACAUUAAGCUACCCAGCUGUAUAUAAAGUAAUUAAAAUGAGCUCCACCUUUACCAACUGCAACAUUAAAUUGAUGAACACAGUAUUGCAUCAAUAGUUAUAAUGCCAUUAUAUAAUGCAUUUCAUUCUCAAAUGGGGCAUUUUGCAUAAUGAGCACUUUUUGAUGCCAUUACUUUUAUGCUUAAGUAAAAUAUUGAAUG